AUGGUGAUGGAAGUGGUGCUGGGGGAGUACGGAGAUGGGGGGGAGACGCAGGAGCUCACGCAGCAGCCCGACACCGGCCCAGAGACGACGCCACCAGCCCAGAGUGGCGGCGACGAGGCGGCGCCCGAAGCCACCUGGGGCCGGCUGAUCUGCCUGGCGCCCGAGCCUGGGAUCCACGAGCUAAAGCAGCGUCAGUGCGUCAUGGGUCGCACCACCAACGCGCACGCGCAGAUCCAGAUCGACGACGCCCGCGUGAGCUCCUCGCACUGCAAGAUCUUUCGCACGCCGGAGGGUGCGGUGCAGCUGCUCGACUGCUCCUCGAACGGGACGUACGUCAACGGCAAGGCGGCGAGGAUCCUCAAGUCGCUGCACCACGCGCACAUCAUCCGCUUCUACGACGUCUUCGCGACGGAGACCGAGCUCUGCCUGCUGGUCUUUGAGACGGAGACCGAGCUCUGUCUGCUGGUGGAGCUCGUCGAGGGCGGCGAGCUCUUCGACCACCUGAUUGAGCACGGCGCCUUCAAGGAGGUGGGCGCGCGCGCCGUCAUGGCGCAGCUGCUCGAUGCCGUCGGCUACCUCCACUCCAAGUCAAUCGUCCACCGCGACCUCAAGCCGGAGAACAUCCUGCUGCAGGCGGCUGCGCCCGAGGGCGGCGCUGUCCCCGUCUGCAAGAUAGCCGACUUUGGGCUCGCCAAGCUGGACCGCGUCGCGUCGACCUUUUGCGGGACGCCGCAGUACUUUGCGCCGGAAGUGCUCGGCUGCCGCGAGUCAAAGCGAGGCGACGAGCCUGCGUACAUCCUGCUCUGCGGCUCCCCCCCCUUCAACGAGACCGCAGGCUGCUCCGAUACCAUCUUCGACCAGAUCCGGCGAGGCAUCCGGCCGUCACUCCAUUUUGCGCACGCGCCAUGGCCGGGCAUUUCCCCCGCCGCGAGGCAGCUCGUCGGCGCGAUGCUGGAGCUGGACCCGCAGCGCCGCAUCACCGUCGCCGCCGCCAAGGAGCCGUCGGGCCUCAGAGGAGCACCCGUGGAUGAGGGGCCUUAG
This is a messenger RNA of Emiliania huxleyi CCMP1516, 1041 nucleotides long. RefSeq lists its product as hypothetical. Gene Ontology annotation, cellular component: cytoplasm; nucleus. Gene Ontology annotation, molecular function: calcium-dependent protein serine/threonine kinase activity; ATP binding; calmodulin binding. The transcript is spliced from 11 exons. The record is from RefSeq and is a predicted model, not a curated record. Bases 1 to 1041 code for a protein of 346 amino acids. Gene Ontology annotation, biological process: protein autophosphorylation; peptidyl-serine phosphorylation; intracellular signal transduction. Lineage: Eukaryota; Haptophyta; Isochrysidales; Noelaerhabdaceae.